ACUUCCUGCCUGGCUGCUGGCUAAUCAUCUUUUUUAUUAACAAUGAGAUCAAUACAUAUUCACAGUGUACAGGAUUAUUCCAUGGCACUGGGUUGCUUUUAGUCAUUGUUUAUUUUCACAGCAACAGAAAAUCAAAGUAGAUCACUCCUAUACUCUGUUCACUUACCCGUCCUUCCUUCCUUCCCUCUCAAAGCAGACUCCAAAGGGUGGACCUACAGAAGAAUAGCAGCACAGUGACCGAGUUCAUCCUCGUGGGCUUUGAGCAGAGCUCCCCUUCUACCCGAGCUUUGCUCUUCAGCCUCUUCCUGGCUCUCUACAGCCUCGCCAUGGCCAUGAAUGGCCUCAUCAUCUUCAUCACCUGGACUGACCCCAGGCUCAACAGCCCCAUGUACUUCUUCCUCGGACACCUGUCUUUCCUGGACAUCUGCUUCAUCACCACCACCAUCCCACAGAUGUUGAUCCAUCUGGUGACCAAGGACCACACGGUCUCCUUUGCCUCCUGUUUGACUCAGAUGUAUCUGGUCUUUGGUGUGGGUGUGGCCGAGUGCAUCCUCUUGGCUUUCAUGGCCUAUGACCGUUAUGUUGCAAUCUGCCACCCACUGAACUAUGCCCAGAUCAUAAGUCGGCAGGUGUGUGUCAGGCUGGUGCUAACUUCUUGGAUCUUUGGGAUGGUCAAUGGCAUCCUUCUUGAUUACAUGACAUUUCGGGGCCCGUUCUGCAGAGAAAACCACAUAGAAAACUUCUUCUGUGAGGCCCCCAUAGUGAUUACUCUCUCCUGUGGGGACCCUAAGUUCAGCCUGAAGGUGAUCUUUCUUGAUGCCAUCGUGGUGCUGCUCAGCCCCAUGGUGCUCAUUGUCACCUCCUAUGCCCGCAUCCUGACCUCCAUCCUCAGCAGAGCCUCCUCCUCAGGCAGGGGGAAGACCUUCUCCACUUGUGCCUCUCACCUGACUGUGGUCAUCUUCUUCUACACCUCAGCCAUGUUCUCUUACAUGAAUCCCCGCAGCACCCAUGGGCCUGACAAAGACAAGCCUUUCUCCCUCCUCUACACCAUCAUCACGCCCAUGUGCAACCCCAUCAUCUACAGCUUCCGCAACAAGGAAAUGAAGGGGGCCAUGGGGAGGGCCCUUGGGAGAGGCAACCUGGCCCAGGCAGAGUCUGUCUAGCCUGAAAUUCCCUGGAGGGAUUCAACCUACUGUAAAUAGAGGCUUGUCCCUUUUCCACUCUUUACUCCCCAACACUGGAGGGCCUAUGAAAGGACAUUCAUGCCUUCCUUGGCACCAGACUCAGACCUUGAAGUCAUUUCUCCUGAUGCCUAAGGCUCAUGUCUUGAGUUGACUUCUAGCACAGACUGAGCCUCUCUGGUUUCUCUUGGUAAUGUGUUUUUGUGAUUGGAGGGACAAAUGCAGUACACUAGGGUGUGUGUCACUAACUGAGGAGAGGCAGGCAUGCUUCUCAAGAUAAAGCAAUUGGUGUAAAAACCAAAAUGAUUUGCUUAGGGAGAGCUUUUGCUUAGGGAAGAGAAUAGUUUGAAAAUCAAAGUGUGGAGGCAGUGGGUUGGAGAAAUAUUGUGUGAGGUAUGCAGAGUCCUAUCCCUGUGUGGUGGCCCACAAAUUCUUUAAGAGAAAAAGAGGAAUUUAUAGAGAAAAAGGGGAAUCAAUCAGUGGAAUUUUAUUACUUGCCAAACCCAGCAAGAGGAGGCACAGAAUUCUAGACUAAUGUUUAAGAGGGAGAAUAGAACUAGACUCAAAGCCCAAAAGCACCAGCUUGUCUUGCUUGUGAUCAUAACCUGGGAGUUCCCUCUGUAUCACAAAAGGUCCCAGGGUCAGGGAGCCUUUGAGGAACUUAAGUCGUUCAACAAUAGAGCAGGGCUGCUUUAACACGUUGUCACAUGUUGUUUUUACCCCCUUGCCCCAGCUUCCUAACAGAGAAGAUACGUGCACGAGCUACCAGGCCCGGCUCUAUCUGAAGUUUCUCUCACCAUCCUGGCCAUAGGUUGUACUGUUUAAUACCCUUAUUUUCCUCGUAAGCUGGGUCCCGGUAGCUGGACCUUUAUUAACCAUCUCAGUGAACACACUUGCCUUCCUUGCACAAUGCCUCCCUUGCACAAUGCCUCCCUUGCCCAAUGCCUCCCUUGCACAAUGCCUCCCUUGCCCAAUGCCUCCCUUGCCCAAUGCCUCCCUUGCCCAAUGCCUCCCUUGCACAAUGCCUUCCUUAUACAAUGCCUUCCUUGCACAAUACCUUCCUUGCCUAAGAAGAGUUGCUGGAAGGAUGCAGGAGGAUGGAGAGACAGUGUGUGAACCCAUUUGAUCUUGGCUCCUUUGAUUACCCAGGUUCUGCAACCUUGAUCCCAGAGUCACAGAUAUCUCUGUCCCCUUCCCAUUCCCCUUAAGGUUGGACAUGAUUGAAGAAGAAAUAGGAAACACGAAUGAUCUAUAAGCACAAAUUUAAAUGUGUAGUUUAACUAUUCCUAUAAAUAUUGAGACAGGCAUAUAAUUGUAACAUUACCAAACAAUCAAGAAAAAAGUCUGAUUUUGAACAUUGCUAUAGUUAGGCUCCUAGAUGUCCAUAAAGGCCCAUAAGUUAAAGGCUUCAUUAUACUUUCUCUCUGGGAUGUUCCCCUACAGGCUCCCAUUUUGAACACUUGGUCCCCAACUUGCGGUACUAUUUGGAAGGUUCUGGAGCUUUUAGACAGUGAAGUGGGAGGCCAAGGCUAUGGUGGUAAAGGCAAUACUCAGUCCUGGUUUAGAUCUUGGGCUCUGACUCCUGGUCUGUACCAUGGGAGCAGCUGCUGUCCCUUGCUCCCAAAUCAGCAAUGCAGACCUACUAGGCUGCUCCCUUGGUAGGACAGUCCACACGAACCCUUCUUUAGAGCGCCCUCCUUAGCUUUACUCACUACACUGCUUGACCUGUCUGUUGCCUGAUUUUACUCCUUCAGGAAGACCAGAACCAAAGGACGGUCCCUACAUCUGUCACACAACUAUA
Molecule: messenger RNA, 2982 nt
Organism: Peromyscus californicus insignis
Lineage: Eukaryota; Metazoa; Chordata; Mammalia; Rodentia; Cricetidae
Product: olfactory receptor 10AD1-like
Exons: 1
Coding region: 327-1163 (278 amino acids)
Biological process (GO): G protein-coupled receptor signaling pathway
Cellular component (GO): membrane
Molecular function (GO): G protein-coupled receptor activity; olfactory receptor activity
Source: RefSeq, a predicted model, not a curated record